AUGUGGGGGCGGCGGCGACUUUGCCGAGACGGCGACGUCCGACGCAACGACGCCACCCCGCCGCCAUCGUGGCCUCCGGGAGUCGCAUACCUCGUCCGUCCACGGCUCGAAAGAGCGUUCCCCAAAGAACUCGUGCCGCUCCUCACAACCAACGCUGUCCCCUUCAACCCUCGCCCGUCCACCCAUCCGUCCUCUGUUGGCAUCAAGAUUGUGUCUGACCCAUCACACCCAGCACACGGACAGCGCUCCCUCGUUGCCCUCAAGCGUAUCUCGCGAAACACGUUGGUGUUGCCGUACCUCGGCGUCCUGCACGCGACCUUGACCGCCGCUGUCGACGAUCCCGCGACAACACCCAACCCUCUUGCGCUCAAGUACAUGGGUGGCCCAGACCCGCACGCUGACAGCGACUACGACCUGUCUCUGCUUCGUCUGUCCGCAAGCGACAUCCGCAACCCAUUUCCAGGCACGCAUGUCAGUAUCGGCGUCGACGCAGCACAGGCUGGCAAUGCGGCGCGAUUUGUCAACGACUAUCGCGGCGUGAGCGGGGCUGGAGCCAACGCCGAGUUUCGUCUGGGACGUGGCGAGGGCGGAGAGAUGCGCAUGGAGGUAUGGAGCAGGCGAGAUAUCAACAAGGGCGAGGAGUUGCUCGUGAGCUAUGGCAAGGGAUGGUGGGGAGCGAGGACCGGCAACAGCAGCUAG
Messenger RNA from Apiotrichum porosum, 699 nucleotides. RefSeq lists its product as uncharacterized. Lineage: Eukaryota; Fungi; Basidiomycota; Tremellomycetes; Trichosporonales; Trichosporonaceae. The transcript has 2 exons. Gene Ontology annotation, molecular function: protein binding. Bases 1 to 699 code for a protein of 232 amino acids. The record is from RefSeq and is a predicted model, not a curated record.